AUGCCAGCCGCGUCCCGCUGCAUGGCGCUGCUCCGGGCGCUGCUCGGGGCGCUGCUCCUCCCGAUGCCAGGAGUGUGGUGCUUUAGCGAACUGUUCUUUGUGAGAGAGCCUCAAGAUGUGACUGCCUCCAGGAAGGAUGCGGUGGUGUUAGACUGCCAGGCCCGUGGGGAAGCUCCUGUAACUAUUACGUGGUUGAAAAACGGAGGCAAAGUGUCUGAAAAUGAAAGGAUCUACACCUUAUCCAAUGGCUCUUUAUACAUCAGUGAGGUGGAAGGAAGGAAAGGAGAGCAGUCUGAUGAAGGAUUUUACCAGUGCUUGGCUCUGAACAAGUAUGGAGCCAUUCUCAGUCAAAAAAGUCACCUUACACUAGCAACCAUUUCUGCUUUUGAAGUUCAGCCGCUUUCAACUGAGGUUCAGGAAGGUGGAGUAGCUCGAUUUACCUGUAAAAUAGCAGCAAACCCUCCUGCUGUUGUGACAUGGGAAGUGAAUCGAACAACUUUGCCUUUAUCUAUGGACAGGAUAACUGCUCUACCUACAGGAGUUCUUCAGAUCUAUGGUGUUGAACAGAAGGAUGCAGGAAAUUACCGAUGUGUUGCCACAACAAUAAGCAGCAGACGUAAGAGCACUGAAGCAACGCUGAAUGUUAUUCCAGCUUCAGACUUAAAGCCUUUUCACAAACCAGCCAUAAUAGCUGGUCCUCAAAAUGUUACAGCAUCUCUUCAUCAAACCGUCGUACUGGAGUGUGUAGCCACAGGGAAUCCAAAGCCAAUCAUCUCAUGGAGCCGGUUAGACCAUAAGUCCAUCGAUGUCUUCAAUACCCGUGUCCUUGGAAAUGGGAACCUCAUAAUCUCUGAUGUGAAGGUGCAGCAUGCAGGUGUAUAUGUCUGUCGAGCCACUAUUCCAGGCACACGAAACUUCACAGUAGCAAUGGCAACUCUCACUGUGCUGGCUCCUCCUUCAUUUGUGGAAUGGCCGGAGAGUUUAACAAGGCCUAGAGCUGGUACUGCUCGCUUUGCCUGUCAGGCAGAAGGAAUUCCUGCCCCCAAAAUUUCAUGGUUGAAAAAUGGAAGGAGAAUACACUCCAAUGGUAGAAUUAAAAUGUACAACAGUAAAUUGGUGAUUAACCAGAUCAUCCCUGAAGAUGAUGCCAUUUAUCAGUGCAUGGCUGAGAAUAGUCAGGGAUCUGUGCUCUCCAGAGCCAGGCUUACUGUAGUUAUGUCGGAAGACAGACCCAGUGCACCUUAUAACGUCCAUGCUGAAACGAUGUCAAGCUCAGCGAUCCUGCUGGCAUGGGAAAGGCCACUCUAUAAUUCAGAGAAAGUGAUUGCAUAUUCUGUGCAUUACAUGAAAGCAGAAGGUUUAAACAAUGAAGAGUACCAAGUGGUCAUUGGAAAUGAUACAACUCAUUACAUUAUUGAUGAUUUGGAGCCAGCCAGCAACUAUACCUUCUAUAUUGUAGCUUACAUGCCUCUUGGAGCCAGUCAGAUGUCAGAUCAUGUGACUCAGCACACCCUUGAAGAUGUUCCCUUGAGAGCUCCUGAAAUUAGUUUGACAAGCCGGAGUCCUACAGAUAUUCUUAUCUCUUGGUUGCCGAUUCCUGCAAAAUACAGGAGAGGCCAGGUGGUUCUGUAUCGUCUGUCUUUCCGCCUCAGCACAGAUAGCAAAAUCCAAGUCUUGGAGCUCCCAGGGACUUCAGAUGAGUACCUCCUUGAAGGGCUGCGGCCUGACAGUGUCUACCUGGUUCGUAUUACUGCUGCAACAAGGAUUGGCUGGGGAGAGGCAUCUUUGUGGACCUCCCACCGAACUCCAAAAGCUACAAGUGUGAAAGCACCAAGAUCUCCUGAGCUGCGUUUGGAACCAAUAAAUUGUACAACCAUUACAGUUCAGUGGCAGCAGGACUCUGAUGACACUGCAGCUAUUCAAGGGUACAAGUUGUAUUAUAAGGAAGAAGGCCAGCAGGAAAAUGGACCGAUUUUGUUGGAUGCCAGUGAUCUUGAGUAUACUGUCAGUGGUUUAGAUCCUAGAAGAAAGUAUCAUGUAAGGCUGCUGGCAUAUAACAAUAUGGAAGAGGGUUAUCAAGCAGACCAAACAGUCAGCACUCCAGGAUGUGUCUCUGUCCGUGAUCGCAUGGUGCCACCACCGCCACCCCCUCACCAUCUCUAUGCUAAAGCUAACACUUCAUCUUCUAUCUACCUUCACUGGGGAAAACCUGCCUUUACAUCUGCACAGGUCAUUAAUUACACAAUCCGCUGCAACCCAGUAGGACUGCAGAAUGCAUCUCUGGUUCUGUACCUUCAAACGUCGGAGACUCACAUGUUAGUUCAAGGCCUUGAACCAAAAACCAUGUAUGAAUUUGCAGUUCGGUUGCACGUGGACCAGCUCUCUAGUCCCUGGAGUCCAGUAGUCUAUCAUACUACCCUUCCAGAAGCACCAUCUGGCCCUCCAGUAGGAGUGAAGGUGACUUUGAUAGAAGAUGAUACAGCUUUGGUUUCCUGGAAGCCACCCGAUGGUCCUGAAACAGUUGUUACACGAUACACUAUCUUAUAUGCAUCCAGGAAGUCUUGGAUUGCUGGGGAAUGGCAAGUGUUGCACAGAGAAGGAGCAAUGACUAUGGCUUUGCUGGAAAAUCUUGUAGCAGGAAAUGUCUACUUGGUUAAAAUAGCAGCCUCCAAUGAAGUGGGAGAAGGACCCUUCUCAAAUGUGGUGGAACUUGCUGUCCUGCCAAAGGAGACAUCAGAGUCUAAUCAAAGGCCUAAACGCUUGGAUUCAGGAGAUUCCACGGCUUAUUCUGACUAUUACCAUCUGGACCAAAAAUCGAUGACUGGCAUUGUUGUUGGGGUUUGCAUAGCCCUGACCUGCAUCCUUAUCUGCAUCCUGAUCUUAAUUUAUCGCAGUAAAGCCAGGAAAACAUCUGCUCCUAAACCUGUGCAGCAAAGCACUGAUCGGCUGUCACAUACCAACAUCUCAUUAGCCAGUGCUAAUGAGGUGGAGAAGAGCAUUGAAGGAAUGGCAGAGAAUGCAGAAUCCUUAUUGCCAAUGAUAGUGGGAAACAGCUUCGUUGAUGCUAAGGGAGGAUCCGAUCUUAUUAUUAACAGCUAUGGGCCUGUCACAAAGGCCAACUGCAAGAAGAGGUGGCUGUUCUUCCAGGAUACUAAGAAGAUGAAGACAGAGGAGCCUCAGAGAAGAUUUGUCCAGGCAGUGUGUCUUUAUCAGCCAGGUACUACUGUGCUGAUAAGUGAGGAUGACUCCCCCAGCUCUCCUGGCCAGCAUUCUAACUUCCAGGUGCCGUUCAGUAUUGCUGCUGAUACAGAGCAUUCAGCCAACAGCGAAGGAAGUCAUGAGACUGGUGACUCUGGAAGAUUUUCACAUGAGUCCAAUGAUGAGAUACACCUCUCCUCUGUGACAAGUGCCACUCCUUGUGCUACCAGUCCUUUUGUAAGCAGUGACUUGGGUAAGAAUGUGAUGAAUUCUACCGUAAGUAACAGCAAAGAAUCACCCCUGCUGUUUGCUGCUGACCAGCCUGCUACCUCACCUCUUCAGAUCCACUCUGCAGUGCAAAACUCACACCCUUAG
This is a messenger RNA of Centrocercus urophasianus (Greater sage-grouse), 3573 nucleotides long. RefSeq names its product protogenin (gene PRTG). Gene Ontology annotation, biological process: axon guidance; cell-cell adhesion. Bases 1 to 3573 code for a protein of 1190 amino acids. The record is from RefSeq and is a predicted model, not a curated record. Gene Ontology annotation, cellular component: axon; plasma membrane. Gene Ontology annotation, molecular function: protein binding. The transcript has 20 exons. Lineage: Eukaryota; Metazoa; Chordata; Aves; Galliformes; Phasianidae.